This is a messenger RNA of Frankliniella occidentalis (western flower thrips), 2652 nucleotides long. It is a transcript of the gene SF2, whose product is annotated as serine/arginine-rich splicing factor 1B. Gene Ontology annotation, cellular component: ribonucleoprotein complex; cytoplasm; nucleus. The record is from RefSeq and is a predicted model, not a curated record. The coding region runs from base 141 to 875 and encodes 244 amino acids. NCBI's taxonomy places the organism in Eukaryota, Metazoa, Arthropoda, Insecta, Thysanoptera, Thripidae. Gene Ontology annotation, molecular function: mRNA binding. The transcript has 4 exons.
AACUUCAACGGUCGCCAUCUUGUGUUUAUUUUGUUUGGCGUGCUCUGUGCUCUGCGGAAGCGGCGUCUAUUAAAGUUCAUUUCUUAAUUUCUGAAGUAAAGACAGUGGGCUGUUCCUCAUACUUCUUGAAUCGUAUCAUUAUGUCAUACGGAUCGCGAAAUGAGUGUCGAAUUUAUGUGGGGAACCUUCCGCCAGAUAUUCGUACCAAGGAUAUUCAGGAUUUGUUUUACAAGUAUGGCAAAGUCACGUUUGUUGAUUUGAAAAAUAGACGAGGCCCACCAUUUGCGUUCGUUGAAUUUGAUGACCCGCGGGAUGCUGAAGAUGCUGUGCAUGCCAGAGAUGGCUUUGAUUAUGACGGCUACAGAUUACGAGUUGAGUUUCCCAGAGGGGGUGGACCUGCCAUGCGAGGAAGUAGUCGUAACAUGUCAGGAUCCAGCAGCAGUGGCAGCCGUGGCAGGGGUCCACCUGCUCGUCGCUCCCAAUACAGAGUAUUGGUCUCAGGUCUUCCUCCUUCUGGCAGCUGGCAGGAUCUAAAGGAUCACAUGCGUGAAGCAGGUGAUGUGUGCUUUGCUGACGUAUUUAAAGAUGGAACUGGUGUUGUAGAAUUCCUCCGAUAUGAUGACAUGAAGUAUGCUUUCAAAAAAUUGGACGACUCUAGAUUCCGGUCACAUGAGGGAGAAGUGACUUACAUCAGAGUUAAAGAAGAUUACUCUGGAAGCAGUGGUGGGCGCGCCAGUGAAGAACGUGGGCGUAGGUCACGCUCUCGUAGCUAUUCAUCACGAGGGAAACGUGGUUCUCCUUCCUAUUCUCCCAUUCCUAGGAGAAGUUACUCUCGAUCUCGAUCUCGAGGAAGCCGUUCUCCUUCAUAUGAUUGAUCAAUUGUGAGCAACUGCCUCAGUGAACAUAAACUGAAAUUCAAUUUAUGUGCCUACAAGCAGUAGGCUGGGAGUACCCAAGUUCCCUCAACCAGUUUCUGGAUAUCAACUGGAUGGGAAGAAUCUUCGAGGGCUCUCUGCUCACCCAAAUGGUCAGUUAACAUUUUAAAAUCAUUUUGUUAUGCCCUAAAUCCUUUUCCACGUUCCUCCAGGGGAUUAAGUGUUAUUUUCAUACCUUGUAUUUCUUUUUUCCCCCCCUUUGUUGUUUUUUUUUUUUCUUUUUUUUUAAUUUUGUGUGAAUGUGAAUUAAGCAAGUUUUGACUCAACAUUGUGUAUUUUCAAGCACAUAUGUGAAGGCAUGGAAAUAAUAGUGUUUCAUUCCAACUAGUUUUAAUUGUGAGUUGUUUCAAAGGUAAUCAAUACUUGAGACCAGCUCUUGAGGGCUUCUGACAAUGUUUUAUGUUUGUUUCCAUGGUGUGCAUAGUGUAAAUUUUUUCUGUUAAUGCAUGGCGUUUAAAUCAUUAGCGUCAGCUUAUUGAUGCCAAAUGUCAGAAAUCUAGUUUGAUCUUGAUCACAAAUGUAAGGAUAAACAAGAGUCAGCCUUUCAUCUCAUAGGCCUUCAUUCUAACAAUUUGUAUCUAGCAUGUACUUAAUUAAAUUUGACAAACUAUAAUUUUUUUAAAUUGUUUCCUCAUAUAGCUGUCCUUUUUUCUGUAUUGGGUAUUCCGUGGUUGUAACACUCUUCUCGUAACUUCUUUAAUAGUGUUUCCUUGCCUUCAAGUGCUCUUUCUAUGGAACACAUUUAGUUCAGAUUUUAUGUGCUGUUAGUCAUAUUCAUAUUGAGUGCAGGCAGAGGUAUUACAAACUUAUCAUGGUCCCUGUCUCUAAAGGCCUUUGCUGUGUUUAUUUGAAUUGUACAAUAAUAGAAGUAUCCAAAGUCAUGAACUACCUUCAAAACUCCAUUAUUUGUUGCAGUAUUUACCAUGAAAUUACCUCAGUACUAGGCUGCUGUGCUAUGUCUUAUCCCUUAGUAAUAAUGAAUUUUCACUUUACCCCAUUCAUUGUGAACUGAUCUUUGUCAACAUUUGUUGAUCAUCAGAAAAUCUCUAGCAUUUUAAGGAAGUCUUACUAUAUGUAGCUUUUUAGAUGCUGGUAUUUUACAUUCCCAUGUCCUCUACCAAUGGGGCUAUUAAAUUUACUUGAAGCUAAAAUAGUGUUAAUAGCAUGGUAAAGGUGUGAUGCUCUAAAUUUCACACUGCUGCGUGUCUUCAGUGGCUUUGUGUCAAAUUUUAAAUAUUUCUCUUGAGUUGACUGUGUUUUUAGUUCAUGUGUGUUUGUGUGUUCAUGGGCCUCAUGUAAUGAGCCUUCCACAGACUUGCAAUAUAUAUGUAUACAUAAGCUUUGUUUACCAUACCAUAGUCUUAUUUAGUUCACAAUACAAAUGAAUCUUUUCCAAAAUAACCACAAUGAAUAUAGAAAUUGAUGUUUAGUUUUGUCCUAUCCUUCUACCCAUUUAAAAAGCAUUUGUGUUUUUACUUUUCUUUGUUACUUGUGAUGUUUUUCUUCUUUUUAUCUCUGUAUGUCAAUGACCAUUUUAUGGUUCUAACUGUUUAGACCUUGUCUUCAUUGUGAUGAUAAAAUGUGACUAAUGGUUCUUUCUUUUUCUUUUCAUUCUUCUGGAUAGCCAGAGCAUUGUAACUGGAUGUAUGUGGAAGGAAUGGAAUGGAUUGGAUUGCUAUUGGAUGAACCUAUUAAAGGAACGCUGAUCCUAGCACUA